AUGCCCUUCACAACUAACGGUCCCAAACCCAAAACCCAAAUGGAGAUGAGUAAAAAAGAAUACAAUUUACGGCCGCUUCCCGGGGUUCGCCGGGGCGCAUCUGGAGCCGAUGCUGGAUGCUACAGCAUGCGAACCAUCGGUGGUGAGGAGCUGAGCAGGCGGGCACUCAUCAACAAAAAUGUUACAGCCGGUCGCUGUGAGUUGAACAGGCGGACUCACAACGUAGAAGCUACAGCCGAUCCCUUGGGCAACGAAACAAAUACCCCUUCGACUCGCCCCCAGCAUAUGACCCAAGCAGAACACGAAAAGGAUUCCGAUAUGCUUAACGAUAUAAUUUCAGCUUCACCUUCACCCUUCAACUCAUAUGAAUCACCUAGUUCAUCUCAACUUUCAUACCAGGUUUCAUCAAGAUCAAACACAAUUUCACCUAUGUCUGUGGAUGUUGUGCAGGAGGCACAUGCUAUUGAACCUGCACCCGCCACAGGUACAAAUCGUGCGCGUAAAAGAUGGUCAGACGAAAUGAAUAAAUUCAUCUGGCGCACGUACCUCAUUGCUACAAAAUUGAACACCAGUAAAAUAUACCUUGCUCAUCUACACCACGAAUUUUCACUAAAAUUUCCUCAGAUGCAGGCAUCUAGACAGAGACUAGAAUUAGAAGCAAAUAGAUCAGCUUACCGUCAACCCCUUCAUCAAGCGGUAAUCGCAGAACACCCGGAAUUAUCAGAAGUAAGUGAACAGCGAAUAUCAGAUCAGCUUAGAGUUAUUUUAAAUAACAAAAUGAUUAGUGAUCAAAAACUUAAAGAAAUCCGUGAAGAAAUAUCAAACGAUCUUCGCUUGCGUCGUAACCAUCUUGAAAAUACUUCACAACACUUGACUAUACCACAAAAUACGGCAUCCGCAGAAAACAACAACCACCCACAUAUAUCACCACAAACACAACCAAUACUAGACAUUUCUACAAUAGCUGAACAGGACCAAACCCCUAAUUAUCUAGAUGUGGAAAAAAUUAAAAAACAAUACAACAUUACAUUAGAAAAAUUUCAAAACACCAACCCAAUUAGCCGUCCCUACAUACCAAAACAAAACAGCUCAAGAAAACUAGCCCAAAUUAUUAAUGUCAUUAACACCAAAGUACUGUCUCAACAUAUUUCAGUCGAACAAGAUUUUGUGACCACUCAUACACUUAUUUACUGUGCUGCCUACACAGCGGCUACCUGCAAUGGAACUAACAUUAAGGACAUAACUAGCCAACCUUGCCAACUCCAGAAAAGAAUACCCGCAUGGCAGAAAAGGUUACAGAAAAAGAUACAGAAUCUCAGAAGAGACAUCGGAAGACUCACAGAACAUAUUAACGGCAAUAGGACAAAUAGGCUUACCUUACUAGUAGAAACGAUAAAAAAUAAAUACAAAAUACACUCUCAACAUGAAGAACCUAACUCUAGUAACGAACAUUUUCUUGACACCCUCAAACAAAAACUAAAUGCCGCAUCUAACGCUGCGUGGCUAGAUACAGACCACGAAGUAAUUAAUUCUAUCGAACCUAUGAAUUUUGAACAUAUAUCUGUAGAAGUUUUCAUGCGAGUACUCAAUAAGGCGAACAACUGGAAAUCACCUGGUAGUGACCAUAUACACAACUAUUGGUAUAAAAAGUUCACAUCAACCCAUUCAUUACUACACAAACACAUGAACAAUUUCAUUCAAACACCAAACAUAAUGCCGCACUUUGUUACACAGGGCCUUACCUUCAUGAUACCAAAAGACACUGACCAUCAAAAUCCAGCUAAAUAUCGUCCAAUUACUUGCCUGCAAACCAUUUACAAAAUACUUACAGGAUGUAUCACUGAACUCCUACACGAACAUAUUGCCGUUAACAAUAUUCUUGCUGAAGAACAAAAAGGAUGCCGAAAAGGUAGACAAGGUUGCAAAGAACAGCUCGUAAUAGACUCAGUAACAAUGAAACAUGCUAUUUCUACGAAAAAAAAUAUUAAUACCAUGUAUAUAGACUACAGGAAAGCUUUUGACUCCAUACCACAUAGCUGGCUUCUUUAUGUAUUACAUCACUAUAAAGUUCACCCACAACUUAUUUAUUUCCUUGAAAACUCUAUGCAAAACUGGAAAACAACUCUUAAAAUCACGGGACAUGCUAAUACUGAAACACCUGACAUCUUAAUACGACGAGGAAUCUUUCAAGGCGACGCCCUUAGCCCACUGUGGUUUUGCCUAGCGCUAAAUCCUCUCUCAAAUAUGCUCCAAAAAUCCAAUCUCGGCUACAUUAUUACCACUCCACACAAAGACACCACUCUCACACACCUCAUGUACAUGGAUGAUAUUAAGUUAUACAGUAACACAAUACAAUCACUACAUCACCUUGCAGAUAUCACCCAAACUUUCUCAAAGGACAUACACAUGGAAUUUGGAAUAGAUAAGUGUAAAACAUUUUCGGUCAAAAAUGGAAUAAUCGUCCCAAAUAGCUACAUGUUAGAAUCAGAAAAUAUUAUUGAACCUUUAGAAGAAGAAACUACUUAUAAAUACUUAGGCUUUCAACAAGCUCGGAAGAUUAACCAAAAAGAAACAAAAAAUAGCCUUAAAACUAAAUUCAAACACCGCCUAAAUAUCCUUUUCCGAUCUCAACUCAACUCCCACAAUUUAUUUAAAGCAAUCAAUAGUUACGCAAUCCCAGUACUUACAUAUUCUUUCGGCAUAAUUAACUGGUCCCAAUGUGAGCUCCACAACCUUCAACGUAUCAUUAAUACUACUCUAACUGCCCACCGAAAACACCAUCCUUGA
This is a messenger RNA of Vanessa atalanta (red admiral), 2787 nucleotides long. RefSeq lists its product as uncharacterized. The transcript has 3 exons. Lineage: Eukaryota; Metazoa; Arthropoda; Insecta; Lepidoptera; Nymphalidae. The coding region runs from base 1 to 2787 and encodes 928 amino acids. The record is from RefSeq and is a predicted model, not a curated record.